Ooceraea biroi (clonal raider ant) is the source of this 992-nucleotide messenger RNA. RefSeq lists its product as uncharacterized. The record is from RefSeq and is a predicted model, not a curated record. NCBI's taxonomy places the organism in Eukaryota, Metazoa, Arthropoda, Insecta, Hymenoptera, Formicidae.
AACGAAAAAAAUGGAUUUAUAUUGCAUUGUAAAGAAAUAAAGCUCGUCUGCUGGAUUUUCGUGAUCGAUCACGUGCUAUUUUUCUUGCCUGGUCCUGUGCUGGCUCAUUGACAGAGCCAAUCAGGACAUUGCCUUAGAUCACGUGACUAAACGUUUCUUUUCGCUUUAAAAGUUCCGCCGUUAUUGUUGUAAUUCUUUGAUAAUUACAAAUAAUACAAUUGCAAUUUUCUUCCGUUGUCCGUAGCAACAGCAAUGACCUGCUCUAUGUUUAUUUACCACGACCCAAUGUCGGACCCAAGUGCCGGCCGUGCCCGACGUUGCUCGACUUCAGUGAUCGAACGCGAACUGAAGCUUUCAACAUGGCACGGCCGGUGUCGCAGCUUAAAGAUUUAUUAUUGUCACAGCUAGGAAGUGCAGAUGAAAUGGUAAAGCAUCAGCAGCAACAACUGAACGAGGAUAAUGCGAAAAUUAAGGAAUUAACAUCGAGCCUGGCUCUUAUGAAAGAAACGCUACAUACGGAAACACAAAAAUUGGAAAACAAGAAUGCCGAGUUGUUGCAACAUACUCGUCGUUUAGAGGAAUUGGAAGCGGAGAGAAACAAACUUGCCAAAAGAAUUAAGCAGUUGGAAGAAAAACGGGACAACUUGAAACGCUGUAAAGAAAAUGCACAAGACCAGCAAGUUCUGCAACAAGGAGGGAAAAAAUUGAACUUGUAUAGAGAUUUAACUAGGAUACACUGGGAUUAUGAAGCUUCCAAGCACAGCAUUAAAGGAUAUGUUUCAAACAAAAAAGAUUACAUCCAUCAUUUUUGUUAUGACAAUCAACAGAUCACUCCUGAAAUAACCGACGCGUUGUGGCACGAAAUAUAUUUGUCCACUGGUAAGACCAAAAUUGAAGAUGAAACUCUCCAGUCAAACAUGCCAACCAAUGAAAAUAUUGCACCUAACUAAUUACCUAUAUUUUUUAUAAAUAAAAUCUUAAAUUUUACAUUU